AAACUUCAGUUAAGUCCCUAACGGAGCUCCAAGCCUCCAAUACCUCGUCCGGUCGUCACUCUGAUCAGGAGAAAUGGCGUUCUUUGCCGAUGUAAAAGUGAGGACCUUCUGGGCUCUGUGCCUUCUUCUGUUUGUACCAGGCAGAGUGCUCUGCUAUCUAUUCAGAGUGGGGGAUCUAGAUGCAUGGGGAGUACCAGCUCCUGUGACACCAAAGAUCUACGAUGAUUGGUCGCAGAAUAACAAGUUCCGUAUUGGUGACUCUCUCCUGUUUCUGUACCCACCAAGCGAGGAAUCUCUGGUCCAAGUAACAGAAGAUGCAUUUAAAUCAUGCAACAUCUCUAAUCCGAUCGCAUAUUUCAACGAUGGCAACACGCUCUUCAACAUCACUGGCCCUGGUACGUUCUACUUCACCAGUGGGGUGGGUGGUCACUGCCUCAGAUUGCAGAAGCUUGCUGUGUUUGUUCCUUCAAAUGGGACGUCUAAUCAACCUUCUUCUGCUCCAUCGUCCCUGCCUGGAAGUUCAUCAUCUUCUUAUCCCACGGUCUUCGGUCCAACUGCGUCGGCGCGGUCAUCGGCGCCGGCCAUGAGCGUUGCCUCUGUUUACUCCUCCAUGGCUUAUCUUGUCUUCUCUUUCUUGCUCUUGAUCUACAUAUAAUCAACAUUCUUGAUUGGGAUGUAGAUCUACAUUUUGUGGGCAGUGGAGAACUCGUUAGGUCCGUAUGCAGCUCCGUUGUUCAUGCUAUGACAAGAUCUCCUGUAACUGAAAAAUUUUUGGAAGUGGAAUUCUUUAGUAUAAGAAAUCAAACUGAGAACGAGGAAAUGAAACUGGUGGAGCUCAAUAUUUGGUUUUCCGGCACCAUUUAAGUUUUAACGGGUUAUCUAAGGUAAA
Molecule: messenger RNA, 889 nt
Organism: Nymphaea colorata (pocket water lily)
Lineage: Eukaryota; Viridiplantae; Streptophyta; Magnoliopsida; Nymphaeales; Nymphaeaceae
Product: mavicyanin-like
Exons: 2
Coding region: 74-655 (193 amino acids)
Cellular component (GO): plasma membrane
Molecular function (GO): electron transfer activity
Source: RefSeq, a predicted model, not a curated record